Molecule: messenger RNA, 921 nt
Organism: Echinostoma caproni
Lineage: Eukaryota; Metazoa; Platyhelminthes; Trematoda; Plagiorchiida; Echinostomatidae
Source: the annotation of a GenBank genome assembly
AAAACUCUUAGCCUCUCACAGAUGACUUGUCAGCAUGCCAAUUGUGUGGUAGUUCAAACACUACUGUCUCUAUCGCCGAUAGGCUCCGUUUCGGGUCUCUCCGGUCCUCCGGGUGCUGGAAAAAGCACAUUUAUCGAGGCUUUGGGUAAACCUGCUAUUCCAGUACCGGAGCAAAAACAUCGCGUAGCCGUGCUGGCCGUCGAUCCCUCCUCCUCGACUACUGGUGGCAGUUUGCUUGCCGAUAAAACCCGAAUGUACGAACUGUCCCGUGAUUUAAAUGCCUAUGUGCGACCUUCACCGAGCGGCGGUAACCUGGGUGGUGUAGCAAGAUCGACGAACGAGGCAGUUUUGCUCUGUGAAGCUGCCGGUUACGAUGUUGUUCUGGUCGAAACAGUUGGUGUGGGCCAGUCAGAGUUUGCAGUGGCCGAUAUGGUCGAUAUAUUCAUUCUCAUCAUUCCUCCGGCCGGCGGGGAUGAGCUGCAAGGUAUCAAACGAGGUAUUGUAGAGGUUGCUGAUAUAGUCUUGGUGAACAAGGCCGAUGGUGAUUUGUUACCAGCCGCGAAUCGCAUAGCUCGGGAGUACACAAGUGCUCUCAAAUACCAAAGGAAGCGUCGAACCAAUUGGGUACCGCCGGUGAGUGAUCCUUUCUGUCUCUUUACUGGCGGUUCAAGGUCAUCUAAAAUUUCACUUCUGGAGACUAAGAUCGAGUUGUCCGAUUUCCAGAAGAACCGACUCAGGCAACUCAAAGUUUGGAUGCGUAACUAUGUUCGCGAGGGUAUUUGGGAUCUUUUCAGUCAGCACAAAUUGAUUCGUGAUCUGUUGCCGGAAGUGGAGUACAAAGUGGUGGCUGGCGAACUGGCACCUGGACCGGCUGCGGAGAUACGCUCUGAUCACUUCGGGCUGGAAGCCGUAUGGUGUUAG